UCAUCUUAAUCCCAAAGCCUUAAUCACCAGCCAAGAUUCCCCAUUUCCACCCCAAACCUCUCUGUCUUCCCAACCCAACCCAACCCAGUCCAGUCUUAGUCUAUUCCACUUAGAUUUCCUAUUAAUUUUUAAUUAACAUUAAUAAACCCAUUUUUUGUUUUCACUUUUCUGUAAUACAAAACUAAAAGCAAAGCACAAAACUAUAUAUAUUAUUACUUCCAAAUCAGUAAAAUCUCCCCUUUUUGAUCUUCUUCUUCUUCUUGUUGGUGCUUUUGUACUCAGAAAUGCUCAAGCUUUUUUGGGUUUAACCUUACCUUGCUCUUGUUGUCUGAUUAGGUAGUAUUUGAGGUGUUGUCAAUUGUGAAGCUGCUGCUGCUAACAUUCCAAUCAUCUUUCUCAGUUCAGAGUUAACCAAAAGAUGGCUGCUGAGCUUGUCAAUUCUGCAACAAGUGAGAAACUGAGUGAAAUGGAUUGGACCAAGAAUAUUCAAAUCUGUGAAUUAGUUGCUCAUGAUAAUAGACAAGCUAGAGAUGUCAUUAAAGCUAUCAAGAAACGUCUGGGGAGUAAAAAUGCAAAUUCUCAACUUUAUGCAGUUAUGUUGCUGGAGAUGUUGAUGAACAACAUUGGAGAACAUAUUCAUAAGCAAGUGAUCGAAGUUGGGAUUCUUCCUAGUCUAGUGAAGAUAGUCAAGAAAAAGUCGGACUUACCAGUGAGGGAGCGCAUUUUUCUACUGCUAGAUGCGACACAGACAUCCCUUGGCGGUGCUUCUGGAAAGUUCCCUCAGUAUUAUACUGCUUAUUACGACUUGGUGAGUGCUGGAAUACAGUUCCCUCAAAGGCCUCCUCCGGUCCCUUCAAAUUGCCAAGUACCAGAACCAGCUAAGAAUAAUUUACCUAACAGGGAUAACGGGAUUGCUCCACGAGUGGAGCCACAUGAUGUUCCUGAAUCUAGUAUUAUUCAGAAGGCUGGUAAUGCACUGGAGGUUUUGAAAGAGGUCCUUGAUGCAGUUGAUAGUCAGCAUCCAGAGGGGGCAAAAGACGAAUUCACACUUGAUCUUGUGGAGCAAUGUUCUUUCCAAAAGCAAAAAGUUAUGCAUCUUGUAAUGACUUCUCGGGAUGAGAAGGUAGUUUCUCAAGCUAUCGAAUUAAAUGAGAAGCUCCAGAAGGUUCUUACAAGACAUGAUGCCCUGCUUUCUUGCAAUUCUACAUUGACUGUGAACCGUCUUAUUGAAGAACAGGGAGAGGAGGAAGAAGAAGAGCCAGAACAGCUUGUUCGAAGGUUGCGGAAAGGAAAAGCUUGUGUGAGGCCUGAGGAUGAAGAGCAGUCAGCUGAGCAUUCCCACUUGGGUUUGCUUGGAUCAUCCAGGCCUGGGGAAAGGCUCAACCGUCCACUUAUACGACCACUUUGCUUGGAGCCAUCACCUGAAUCAAAUGGACAUCCUCCACCUGUUGCUAUUCCACCCCCACCUGCAAAGCACAUUGAGAGGGAAAGAUACUUCCAGGAAACCAAAGUGGAUAGCUCUACUUUGGCUGGCCACGUCAGAGGUCUCUCAUUACAUAGUCGCAAUGCAAGUAGCUCUCUCAGUGGAAGCAUGGAUUUUAGUGACUGACUGUCCUACUAAAGGGUCCUCUCUUGUGUGCUUAGUCUGUUCCGUUGUUUUUUAGCAGUUGAUAUGGUGCCGGCUUCAGAUUUGGUAGUGCUAUUGGUGUUGUGGACAAGUUGGAAAUAUGCGGAAGCUACUGUAUUAGAGUCAUGAUUCAUAUGUGAUCUUGUAUCCUGACCUCAGGUUUUGUGCUUUUAAGAUACAGCUUUAUAUGGUAGAGGAGUUGUACAGAGAAUUUAAUAGGCUAACUUUAUUCAAUUUAUUUAACACAAUGUGUUUUGCA
This is a messenger RNA of Rosa rugosa (rugosa rose), 1886 nucleotides long. Its product is annotated as TOM1-like protein 5. Gene Ontology annotation, biological process: protein transport to vacuole involved in ubiquitin-dependent protein catabolic process via the multivesicular body sorting pathway. The record is from RefSeq and is a predicted model, not a curated record. Lineage: Eukaryota; Viridiplantae; Streptophyta; Magnoliopsida; Rosales; Rosaceae. The transcript is spliced from 11 exons. Gene Ontology annotation, molecular function: phosphatidylinositol binding; ubiquitin binding. The coding region runs from base 419 to 1609 and encodes 396 amino acids.